Aedes albopictus (Asian tiger mosquito) is the source of this 1724-nucleotide messenger RNA. It is a transcript of the gene bb8, whose product is annotated as glutamate dehydrogenase, mitochondrial. The record is from RefSeq and is a predicted model, not a curated record. Gene Ontology annotation, molecular function: L-glutamate dehydrogenase (NAD+) activity. Gene Ontology annotation, biological process: L-glutamate catabolic process. NCBI's taxonomy places the organism in Eukaryota, Metazoa, Arthropoda, Insecta, Diptera, Culicidae. The transcript has a single exon. Gene Ontology annotation, cellular component: mitochondrion. The coding region runs from base 92 to 1675 and encodes 527 amino acids.
CAGCAAUCUCUGUAGACAACCGCAAAGUUCACGAGCUGUCGACCGAAGGACCACGCGAAAAUCAGAUCAAACGCCAAUCAGUCCCAAAAAAAUGUGGUCCCUCAUCCGGAAUCGACUCCGGGUAGCCUCGUGCUCGUCCAUCCGCUGGCAGCACACAAUCCCCAAGGAAUUGGAACAGGUCGCCAAAGAAAAGGAUCCCAAGUUCUCCAAAAUGAUCCAGUACUUCUUCCACAAGGCGUGCGUCAAGCUGGAACCCCGUCUCCUGGAGUAUCUGAAGAAGUAUCCCCAGCUCAGCGAAGAAAACCGGAAGAAACGCGUCGAGACAAUUAUCCACCUGGUCGAGGGAGCGGCCAACACAAUCGAGGUACGCUUUCCGGUCAUGCGCGACAAUGGCCAGUACGAGAUUUUGACUGGGUACCGGUCGCACCACUGCGUCCACCGGCUUCCGGUAAAGGGCGGCAUCCGGUACUCGAUGGACGUAACCCGGGACGAGGUGAAAGCCCUCUCGUCGCUGAUGACGUUCAAGUGCUCGUGCGUGCACGUGCCGUUCGGAGGCGCCAAGGGAGGAAUCAAGCUGAACCCGAAGAGCUACAGCGACAAGGAGUUGCAGAGCAUUACCCGGCGGUACACGGCCGAACUGGCCAAGAAGAACUUCAUUGGGCCGGGAAUCGAUGUCCCGGCGCCGGAUAUGGGAACGAGCGAUCGGGAGAUGUCCUGGAUGGCCGACCAGUACAGCAAGACGUUCGGGCACAAGGACAUCAACGCGUUGGCCACGGUCACCGGGAAACCGUUGCAUCAGGGCGGAAUCCGCGGACGGACGGAAGCAACCGGAAGAGGCGUCUUCAUCGCGACGAACUGUUUCGUGAGGGAGAAGGAUUGGAUGAAUGCAAUCGGGCUGGAGCCCGGAAUGGAGGGAAAAACGGUGGUUAUCCAGGGAUACGGUAACGUCGGAAUGUACGCUGGACACUUCUUCAAGCAAGCCGGAUGUAAGGUUAUUGGGAUCAAGGAAGCGGAUGUUUCACUACUGAAUGAAGAGGGCAUCGACGUGGGAGAGCUGGCAAGUUACAAGAGACUGAACAACACCAUCAAGGGGUUCAAGGGAGCCAAGGAGACCAAAGAAGACCUACUGCUACAUCCUUGUGACAUCCUGAUUCCAGCCGCAGUUGAGAAGUCCAUCAAUUCGGAAAACGCUGCCAAAAUCCAAGCGAAGAUCAUUGCAGAAGGGGCCAACGGACCAACGACCCCCGCAGCGGACGCUGUUCUUCAAAGCCGUAAAAUCCUCGUUAUCCCGGACUUGUACUGCAACGCCGGAGGCGUAACCGCCUCCUACUUUGAAUACCUGAAGAACAUCAAUCACAUUUCGUUCGGUAAGCUCUCGUUCCGGCAGGAAUCGCAAAAUUUGCGGGAAGUUCUGCGAUCGGUUGAGGAAUCUCUCAAGGAGGCGGGAGUUUGCGUCAAGCUCAAGCCAACCGACGAGCUGAAACACUAUCUGGACAGCGCCAGCGAAGCGGAUGUCGUGGCCUCGGGGCUUAAGUUCGUGCUGGAAACGGCCGGGCACGGAAUUAUGACCAUUGCCAAUCAGUAUCAGCUGUGCUUGGAUGUGCGAACCGCGGCCUACAUCUGGUCGGUGGAGAAGAUUUUCAAAGCCUACGAAGGGGCAGGGCUGUCGAUGUAAAUGUAGUUGAACGAUUCAUGUUAAUAAAUUGUUUUAUUUAGAUCUCAAA